This is a messenger RNA of Dunckerocampus dactyliophorus (ringed pipefish), 1929 nucleotides long. RefSeq names its product serine protease 23 (gene prss23). The transcript has 2 exons. Lineage: Eukaryota; Metazoa; Chordata; Actinopteri; Syngnathiformes; Syngnathidae. The record is from RefSeq and is a predicted model, not a curated record. Gene Ontology annotation, molecular function: serine-type endopeptidase activity. Gene Ontology annotation, biological process: proteolysis. The coding region runs from base 448 to 1515 and encodes 355 amino acids.
UUCCUUUUACUUAAUUUGUAAAAUAUCUGUAAACAUUUUUUUUUUCUUCUCUCAAUUCAAAGUACAAAGACCCACGGCUAAAACUCGGAGGGCGCUGGGACCCGGCAGGCACCGGGAGCCUGCGACUGGGACAGGUUGCUUCCAGAGGGGCGCUCAUUGAUGAGCGGAGACUCCUCAUGUUGCGGAGGGAGCGUCUUUUUUUCCACACACGCUGCGUUUGAGUGUCCUGUCUCUGUGGCACAGUCGACUCUACUCUACUUUAUUCUACUCUACCCUACUGUAUUCUACUCUACUCCGAGAGGAGCUUAACCGCCUUCUGAGCCGCCUUUUCCAUGCAGGGAUGUAAGAGGAACACCUGGGAAUUUGCUCCUGGUGCGUGAAGUCAUGGAUGCAGUAAACUCGGACGGCAGUGCUUGAUCAAGAAGGAGGUAAUAUCACAACCGCACGAUGAGCUCCCUCCUGACUCCCCUGCUCCUCCUGCCCUUCGUCCUCUCGUCCUCCCUGCAGCCUCCACACCGCGUCCCCACGCUGGUCCCCCACAGCCCGACCCCUUUGGCACGCUCCCGCUUCAGUGCCCGCACUCGGCUGGACUUUAGCACUCACUGCGACUCCAGCUGCUUCCGCAAAGGACGUGAGGCGGCGGACGAGCUGGCCUUCGAGACGCUCUAUUGGGACGGCUCACGUACGCUCACCACUGUGGAUGUGAGGGGCGAGGACGAGGACGAGGCCCGGGCGAUGCCCAGACGCAAGCGGGUAAGGCGUCAGAUUUACGGCGCCGACGGCCGCUUCAGCAUCCAAGGAGACCACUUCCUCUUGGAUUACCCUUUCUCUGCAGCCGUGCGGAUCUCCACAGGCUGCACCGGCGUCCUGGUGUCACGGUGGCACGUCCUCACUGCCGCCCACUGCGUGCACGACGGCAAGGAUUACGUCAAGGGGGCGCGCAAGCUAAGGGUGGGCUUCCUUAUCCCGCCGUCCGUCAACGGCACCCGAGCCGCCCCGUCGUCCACCCAGAAGCCUCUGGUGCGUUGGGUGCGGGUGAGGCGCACACGUGUGCCCAAGGGCUGGAUCCAGGGCCCACAGGAGGUCAGCAUGGACUUUGACUAUGCCCUGCUGGAGCUACGCUUGCCUCACCGCCGACCCUUCAUGCGCCUGGCGGUGGCGCCCUCCUUGAACGACCUGGCGGGCCGACGCAUCCACUUCUCAGGGUUUGACAGCGACCGACCCGGGGAGCUGGUCUACAGAUUUUGCCCGGUGGAGGAGGAGUCGAGUGACUUGAUCUACCAGCACUGUGACGCCAGACCCGGAGCUAGCGGCUCGGGGGUGUACGGCCGGGUUUGGGACAACUCCUUGGAGCGCUGGGAGAGGAAGGUCAUCGGGAUCUUCUCAGGUCAUCAGUGGCUGGAGAUCGACGGAGAGAACAAGGAUUACAACGUAGCCGUGCGCAUCACUCCUCUCAAGUUUGCUCAGAUCUGCUACUGGGUGCACGGAAACCGUUUGGAUUGUUCCCAAGACUGAACACCGUAAUCCAUCAGAACCAAACAAUGCUCACAUUUUUUGUCGCCUCUGCACCCGUUUAACAAACCUGCCCACGACAUCAGCGCCGCCACAUCUUGUAACAUUUUUACACUAUCUUCCGUUUACUGACAUACUUUACACAGAAUGUUUUACUAAUAUAUCUGUAUGGAUCAACUUUUAUUUUUUAAACUAUAAAACUUAAAGGUUAUGCUCACGUCAGCGUAAGCUCGAGAGACAAGAAUGUUAAUUUUAUUUUUGGAAAAAUGCCUUGAUAUAUUUUAAUAAAGAGAGCUCUAUGACAGCGUUGGCCUCAGGUGUCUUCAUUGGGGUGGAAGAGUGGUGCUUUGGCGCCCUCGUGUGGCCAUAAGGUGCAUUGCGGUUCAAUUCGCUCCUCGUAAACACCAAAUAGUUUUU